Molecule: messenger RNA, 2229 nt
Organism: Achroia grisella
Lineage: Eukaryota; Metazoa; Arthropoda; Insecta; Lepidoptera; Pyralidae
Exons: 1
Source: RefSeq, a predicted model, not a curated record
AUGGACACAAAAGCUGUGAAAUUCGAUGAGUUUAAUCCUCAAACGGACAAUUAAUUUGACCGGCUAAAAUUUUGUUUCGAGGCAAAUGGCGUCAUAACAGAUUCGUCUAAACGAGCAAAUUUCUUUACUGUGUGUGGAUCACGAGUGUUUGAAACGUUACUAGCAUUAAUUACACCUAGAAAAGCGAGUGAAGUGACAUUUUUGGAAAUAGAAACUAUUCUAAGUAAACAUUACAGCCCGAGACCGAACGAAAUAUCGGUUUCGUUUCAAUUUUAUAAACGUGAUCAAAAACAUAAUGAAUCAGUGGCAGAUUACAUUGCUCACCUGAGAAAACUUAGUUCGGGUUGCAAUUUUGUCGAUUUGGAACGUAUGCUACGCGACAGACUCGUGUGUGGUAUGCGUGAUGACCGGUUACAGUACGAACUAUUGAAACGGGACAAAUUACGCUAUCAAGACGUAGUGGAUGCUAUGUUAUCAUCGGAAAGUGCGGGGCGAGAUGUACGCAUGAUUCAAGUGUCUGCUGGCGCGACCGCGGCGGACGACACAACCAUGCCCGGUCCCUCUCGCGGGUCCGGCGGAACGUCAUUUUUGGGUUCAGAACCGAUGGAUAUUAACGCUGUCCAGUCAAGAGCUUCCAUUCGUUUUUGCUACCGAUGUGGUAACCGGCACAAUGGACAAUGCAGAUUUUUAAAUGCCAUUUGUAGCUACUGUAAGAAGAAGGGUCACCUUGAGAAGAUUUGCAUUAGUAAAAAGAAAAACAAAACUAAUACUGUUAAUUUCGCUGAAGAAUCAGAUGAUUGUUUGAAUGGAAUUUACUGUAUGUCAAGUGUGAGUCGCACGCCGCCUUAUGAAGUGAUAGUUUCACUGGCUGGAGUGCCAGUCUGUAUGCAACUGGAUACAGGAGCAAGCUAUUCUAUAAUAAAGGAGCAAACUUGGCACAAACUUUGCACACAGAUGCCACAAGCCGUACUGCGACCUAGCACAUUGUCAUUACGAACAUGGACAGACACACCGGUCCAAAUACUCGGUCAAGUAACACUGCCUGUAUGUUAUAAGGAUGUCUCACAAAAUUUGUGUGUUAUUGUGGCCAAGGGGAAUGGACCAAACCUGCUUGGUCGAGACUGGCUUGCUGCUUUUAACUUUACAAUGAAUAUUAAUUUUGUAUCAAAUACGGAUAUCAAAGCAAUAGAUGCAAUCCUAUCUAAACAUAAGGAAGUUUUCAAAAAUGGACUCGAUACCUACCGUGGACAGCCUGUGACUAUACAUGUGAAACAAGGAGCAACUCCAAAGUUCCUUAAAGCUCGUCCGGUGCCAUUCGCUAUAAAACAAAGGGUUGAAAUUGAGAUUGCUAGAUUAGAAAGUGAAGGAGUAUUACGCCAAACGUCUUUCUCAGAUUGGGCUACACCGGUAGUGCCAAUAAUAAAAAAGUCAGGGGAGAUAAGGUUGUGUGGAGAUUAUCGCAGCACCGUAAAUGAGGCAACUGAAUCUGAUACCUAUCCUAUGCCUACAGCGAAUGAAGUGUUUGCUGCAGUUGCUGGUUGUAAAUUUUUCACCACCUUGGAUUUAGAUCGGGCGUAUACCCAGGUUAUGGUAGAUGAGAAGACUUCAAAACUCCUUACUUUGAAUACUUGCAAGGGCCUUUACACUGUACAUCGCCUGGCCUUCGGUGUUAAAGCAUGCCCCGGAAUUUUUCAACGUUUGAUGACAUCUUUACUGGGUGGUAUCGCAGGUAUCGCUGUUCUAAUUGAUGACAUAAUAAUCGGGGGUCAUACUUUGCUGGAAAUGCAAGAACGACUUAACGAAGUACUAGGAAGAAUUGAACAUGCAGGACUACGUCUAAAUAAAAACAAAUGCAAAUUCGGUCAAGAAAGAGUGGAGUUUCUAGGCUUUGUAAUUGAUGGGAAUGGCAUCCAUCCUGCACCAAGUAAGGUUGAAUCUAUUGCAAAGACUCCUGAACCUAAAAACAAACGAGAACUACAAGCUUUUCUUGGUCUUUAUAAUUUUUAUGAGAGGUUCAUACCUCAUAAAGCCACUUUAUUGGAGCCUUUACAUCGUUUGCUGGAUACCCGGCAAGAAUGGCAUUGGACUGAACGGGAACAAAAUUCAUUUGAGACGGCAAAGCGAUUAUUUACAUUUGAUUUAACGUUAGUUCAUUAUGACGUAGCUAAACCUAUAACACUUACUUGUGAUAGUUCAGAAUAUGGUGUAGGAGCUGUAUGUUACAUGUGA